GAAGAAAGGAUCCCUCGUCGUAUUGGCCCGAACACCUUUCAUCUACUCGCUCAUGCAUCGAGCAGCAAGGGGCUUCUGUUUGUACAGAUCAUCACAUCAUACAUGAUCAAACUGUUUGCCACAAGCAUACAUGUAGCUACCGAACUAUUAAAUGGAUCAUAUUGUAGUUGGAGGUAGAUGACAUUCAUGUGGCGCGCUUAGGAUUGGUAUGAUCGUGAACUGUUAAGCUAGAAGAUCGUCCACCAGUUUCCAUAGUUUCUCAAAAACCCGUCUCUAUCAAAGGAAAGCUUCCAUGCAGUUUUGUCUACGGUUCAAUGAAAAGGGAAUCUUUGCUGAUGACGAUACAAACCGAUGGGGAUCAGUGUUAUAAAGAUGGUGACCAUGAAACAACAUGUGCAAUAUGAUGAUAGGACUAUCGACUGUCUACAAAUUUAGACCUCAAAUCACUACAAUACAUUUAUGUUCUUGAAACGAAACAUAUCAAAUAUCUAACUCUGUCCUUGUUUGAGUCAGUUUAAAACAAUGAUGAGACGUUUAAAAACUUCUCUCGUGAUCUCUUUAACCGCGGGAUUUUGUAAUUGAUGCAAUCACUUUACUGUUUUAAUGACUGAGGUGCAUUCACCCAUGAGAAUUAACAGUUACUCAGCGAGCUUCGUCACCAUUGAAGUUCGUUCUUUGAAAGCCGCAAAGAGCGUCAAGAGCGAUCAAUAAUUAGCAUCAAUACAAUCUUGAAAACAAUAGACUAGCCCAUUUUAUUACAAGCUCGAAUUGUUGUUAAUGAUGAUGAUGAAGAUGGUGUGAUGCCCGAGGUAUCGACCUUCUACAUCUUCAUGAUCUUGUGGAUCGACUCUUGAAGACAAUGGAUGUCAACCAAUCCAAACAAGGACGUUCUGAUAGGGAUCGUGUGAGGAUCGAUGGGUAUCAAACAGGGGUGGAGGUUGUGGAGGGUGUAGAGAUUGAAAUCAUUUCCCUGGAGCAAGUCAUGGAUGAUAAUCCCGCCGUUGCAGCUGAUGCUGGUGAGGUUGUUGAUGGUGGCAGCGUUACUAUGGAGAUUGGAAACGGGGAUGACGCGUUUGGUUGGAAUCAGCAAGGAGGAGUAAGAGGAGGAGUCGGAGGAGGGAUAGAUAAUGGUAUCAGCAGACUAUGUGAUUUAACAUCAGCGAUGGACCACAGUGACGACAACAAUAACCCAAUGAAUCAUCUUGACCAAGACAUGGACUCGACAGAUGGCAGCCACUUCGACUUCGGUUUGGAAGACGACCUUCGAAUAAGGCUGUCGUCCGUAGGAAGUGGUCAUGACGAUUUAAUAAAGGGUUCGACAAGGCCUAGCUCGUCGAGAUCGUAUGUGGUCGGCGGAGAACUAAUUAACGUCGAUGGUCACGACAAUGAUGAUGUAUUCGACGAAGAAGUAAGAAUAACUAUCGUGUUUUUUCUCACAAUUCUGAGUUUGCAGUUCUUCUUUCUCUUCCAAGUAUCGUCUGCGUACUUUUCUGGCUUAUAA
Messenger RNA from Strongylocentrotus purpuratus (purple sea urchin), 1501 nucleotides. RefSeq lists its product as uncharacterized. The record is from RefSeq and is a predicted model, not a curated record. Lineage: Eukaryota; Metazoa; Echinodermata; Echinoidea; Camarodonta; Strongylocentrotidae. The transcript has 2 exons. The coding region runs from base 860 to 1501 and encodes 213 amino acids.